AUGGCCGAACCAACCCAGACUCAGUCCCAGAAUCUCCUACCUUAUCACCACCCACCAGAGACAAAAGAACGCUUGCAGUAUGCGAACUUGACCACGAUUGAUCUUGGCGAAUUUGACAAGCCCGGAGGCAAGGAAAGGUUGGCAGCCCAGUUGACCGUCGCGGUGCAUAAUGUUGGCUUUUUCUAUGUUACAAACUUUGGUCUCAAUCCGGAUGAGAUUAACCGUCAAUACGCUAUUGGUCGUGAAUUCUUUGCUCUCCCUGAGGACGUGCGAAGGUCGUACCGAGCACCCCUUGAGGAAGGCAUCUACAACGGCUACCAGCCACUCGGAUCCAUCGAAGUCCUGCCGGGCCUUUCCUGCAUCAAAAUGAGCGGGAGCAUCCCGACAUCUUCCGGCAGCACUGGGCCGAGAUUGAGCGCUUCCACCGCUACGUCCACGAGAACAUUGCCAUCAAGCUGCUGCGCCUCAUCGCCCCUCGUUCUGGAGCUCCCGGAGCAGCACAUAUCCGACGGCCACCUCUACGAGUCCAACUGUGACAGCGGCCUCCGCUACAUAAACUACCGCGCGCGCUCCGCCGAGGCCAACGAGCGCUUCCAGGACCUGUACUCGCGCGGCCACACGGACAACGGCACCACCACGCUGCUCUUCCAGCAGCCGGUCGCCGCGCUGCAGGUGCGCAAGGGCGGCCGCGAGGAGUCGCCGUGGGAGUGGAUCCGCGUGCCGGAGGGCGUCGUGUCGGUCAACGUCGCCGACGUGCUGUCCAUGCUGUCCGGCGGGUACCUGCGGAGCGGCGUGCACCGCGUCGUGGUGCCGCCGGAGGACCAGCGGGCACGGGACCAGCUCGGGCUGCUGUACUUUGUGCGGCCCAGCGACCGGCUGCCGCUGCGGCGCUGGGACAGUCCGCUGCUCCGGCGUUUGGGGUACUGCGAGGAGGAGGGCAAGGGGGGAGGCGAGGGCGAGGUGCCGGCGUUGGAGUGGACACGAGCGCGGAUCAGGAACAACUGGUCGCGGUCGCCGACGGAUGCUGAUGCGGGCGUGAGCAUGGCUGGGUUCUCGGUUAAGCAAUUUUACGACUGA
Molecule: messenger RNA, 1077 nt
Organism: Cordyceps fumosorosea ARSEF 2679
Lineage: Eukaryota; Fungi; Ascomycota; Sordariomycetes; Hypocreales; Cordycipitaceae
Product: Oxoglutarate/iron-dependent oxygenase
Exons: 4
Coding region: 1-1077 (358 amino acids)
Molecular function (GO): dioxygenase activity
Source: RefSeq, a predicted model, not a curated record